AUGGUGGCCCGGGCGACCCAGCAGGCCAGCACCACCAUGCCGCCCCUGGCCGCCGCCGACGCCUUCCGCGUGCUCGAGUUCGUCGCCGGCAACCGCCGCGUCCCCCACUCCCUCUUCGCCGGCCUGCUCGCCGCCCUCCCGCCCGUCUCCCCGCACACCUCCCCGCGCCUGCGCAAGGCCGUCGCGCUCCGCGCCCUCGACGCCGCCCUGUCGGGCUCUGACGCCGACGGCUCCGGCGAGCUCCUCCGCAAGGCGCGCGACGUCCUCGCCGACCCUGCCAUCGCGGUCUGCUUCCCCGAGCACCUCGCCGCCGUCGGAGAUGACGUGGCCGCGCUCAGGCGCCUCGUCGACGCCGAGUGGGAGAGCCUCCCUCCCUCUGCGCUCGAGCUCGAAGCCGACCGGAUCGCCGGCGCCGGAGCCCUCGACACGUGGGCCAACGCCGACCACGACAAACGCAAGAAGCUUCGCCGGCUGGUGGGGGAGGCGACGGAGCGUGAGAUUUUGGGCAAGCUUGGGCAAGAUCCAUCCAAGGCUCCUCAAGUUGAUGAGGCGGCCAAUGCGCCCAGCACAAGCGGCGCGAACGAGGGUGAUCGUGCUCAGCAAGAUGAUGAAGCUCAUCUUGGUAGGGAAAAAGGAGAAGCUAACCAUGCCCAAGAGGAUUGCGCUCGACAUCAACAAGAGCCAGUAGAAAGAACAACAGAUGCUCGGGUUCCUGAAAAGCCGGUAACAAGCGCAGCAGUCAAAGGCAAGGAGCAAGCUACGUCUUCUCAUGUCACUGGACAGGCUGCCCCUGACCAUAACAAGAGCCAUCCAGUAGCUGGUUCUAAGCCUAGUCUUAUGGAGAGGAAACCUAGUGCAAUCGUUUAUCAGUGGGAUGAUUCUGGCGACUCCGACUCUGAAAGGCCGCCACAUCAGCGCCGGUUACCGACUUACGAAAGGAAGAUGAGGCCCCCGCCCGCAAUUCCACACAAAACAAGAAAGAAAUGGACCGAGAUACAAGAGAGAACCCUGAUUGAAGGGGUUGCCAAGUACGGAAGAGGCAACUGGAAGGACAUCAAGAUCGCCUACCCGGACGUGUUUCAAGACAGAUCGACGGUCGAUAUGAAGGACAAGUUCAGGAACUUGGGGAGGCACUAA
Molecule: messenger RNA, 1137 nt
Organism: Triticum turgidum subsp. durum (durum wheat)
Lineage: Eukaryota; Viridiplantae; Streptophyta; Magnoliopsida; Poales; Poaceae
Source: the annotation of a GenBank genome assembly